Molecule: messenger RNA, 4047 nt
Organism: Spathaspora passalidarum NRRL Y-27907
Lineage: Eukaryota; Fungi; Ascomycota; Pichiomycetes; Serinales; Debaryomycetaceae
Product: cleavage/polyadenylation factor CFT1
Exons: 1
Coding region: 1-4047 (1348 amino acids)
Cellular component (GO): nucleus; mRNA cleavage and polyadenylation specificity factor complex
Molecular function (GO): protein binding; nucleic acid binding
Source: RefSeq, a predicted model, not a curated record
AUGGACGCAUACCAUGAGUUUAUAGAACCGUCAAGGGUCAACAAUUGUGUUGGAUGUAACUUUAUAUCACCCCAAUCUAAACAUCUAAUUGUUGCCAAGGGUAAUUUGCUCCAAAUCUUUGAACCAGUGCUUAUAAAACAACAAUCAACACCCACAAAACCCAAAUACAAACUACAGAUCAUAGGACAGUUCAAGCUUAAUGGAUUGAUCACAGAUUUACAUCCUUUACGGACAGUCGAGAAUCCCCAUUUGGAUUACUUGAUUGUUUCUACCAAAUACGCUAAAUUCUCCAUCAUCAAAUGGAAUCACCAUUUACAUACGAUUUCCACGGUGUCUUUGCAUUACUACGAGCAUGCAAUUCGAAAUUCGACUUUUGAGAAGUUGGGGAUCUCUGAGUUGAUAGUGGAGCCUACUUUUAACUCGUGCAGUUGUCUUCGAUUCAAGAAUCUUUUAUGUUUCUUACCAUUUGCAGUUUCAGACGAAGAAGAAGAGGAAGACGACGAAGAAGAUAUGGACUUGGACAACAAGAAAGAAAAGAAGGAGAAGUUGGAUAUAAACGGCAAACCAGCCGAUGCUGUGUCUUUCUACGACUCGAGUUUUAUAAUAGACGCACAAACUCUCGAUUCGUCCAUUGAAACCGUGGUGGAUAUUCAAUUCAUGCAUAACUAUAGAGAACCAACCAUAGCAAUUUUAUCCCUGAAAAGUAAUGUGUGGGCCGGAAACUUGCUCAAAGUCAAGGAUAAUGUCCUGUUCCAAGUGAUGACCUUGGAUCUCGUGUCAAAGUCCACCGUGUCUGUGUUUAAGAUUGAUAACUUACCUUAUGAAAUAGAUAGGAUUAUUCCGUUACCUUCUCCAUUAAAUGGAUGUUUAUUAUUAGGAUGUAAUGAAAUAUUUCAUGUUGAUAAUGGUGGGAUCAUUAAACGUAUUGCUGUCAAUUCAUUUACUUCAUUAGUCACGGCCUCCACAAAGAGUUACCAAGAUCAAACUGACUUAUCCUUGCUGUUGGAAGAUUGCUGUAUUAUUCCUAUCCCUGGUGAUCAUCGUGUCCUAAUGGUGUUGACUACUGGACAAUUCUUCUAUAUUAAUUUUGAAUUGGAUGGAAAGGCAAUUAAAAAAGUUCAUAUAGACACUGUGGAUCAAGCGUUGUAUAGCCAGAUUAAAUUGUGCUAUCCAGGAGAAGUUGCAGUUUUAGAUCACAACUUGUUGUUUUUCGCUAAUGAGAAUGGAAACAGUCCGUUGGUUCAGUUUAGAUAUACUGAUGUCGAUCAAAAAAGAAUUACCCAAGAAGCAGCAAAAGAAGAGAAGAAGGAAGAAAAAGAUGACGAAGAGGAUGAAGAUGAUCUAUAUAUGGAUGAAGAGAAUGAAGAAGAACAGAAACAAAUUAUAUCUAAUUCGCCAAUCGAGUUUAUUCAUCAUGACGAACUUAUUAAUAAUGGACCAAUUUCUUCAUUUACCCUCGGAACUUAUUCUCGAGAAAAGUUUAAAUCCAAUUUACCUAAUCCAAACUAUAAUGAGGUUUGUCUCGUUGCCAAUGCAGGAACUCAUGAAUUGGCCAAGUUGAAUAUAAUCACACCCACCAUCCAGCCAAACAUUUCGUUUUCAUUGACAUUCUCCCAAGUCAACAGAAUGUGGAACUUAAAUCAAAAAUAUUUGAUCACGUCCGAUGACAUCAAUUCCAAAUCGGAAAUUUUUCAAAUUGAAAAGUCCUUUGCUAGGUUGAAUUCUAAAGAUUUUAUAAACGAUGAAUUGACUAUCAACAUGCAUGAAUUGAACAAUGGGAAAUUCAUAUUACAAGUCACCCCAAAACAGAUUGUAUUAUACAACAACAACUUCAAAAAGAGAUUGACCUUGAAUGAUGAAAUCAAAGAUGAUGAAAUCUUGAGCAGUAUUCUCCGUGAUGAAUUUAUGAUGAUCUUUUUAGCCAGUGGUGACGUCAUGAUUUUCUCAAUCAAUACUUAUAAUGAAACGUAUACCAAGAUUGAAAUUCCAAAAAUGUUAAGUGAUACAAUUAUCACCACCGGUUAUAUUACCAAUUCCCACUUAUUAAGUGCGGUCCUGAAGGAUGUGAACUUGUUGAUUAAUAGAGGAACAAAGAGAAGACAUGGUUCGAUUGGUGGUGCACCUCCUGCUAAACCCACCACCGGACCUAAACUGAAAAUGUUUGUUUUGGUUACUGGUGAUAAUCGAAUUGUGGCAUUUAAUAGAUUUCAUAAUCAACGUUGUUUCCAAUUGAAUCAUGUGGAUAAAUUCACUGAUAAUUUGACAUUGGCGUUUUUCGACCCGAACCAAAAUGCCCCUGAUCCAUUCAUUAAACAAAUCAUCUUGAAUGAGUUAGGAGAUAGGACACACAAGGAGGAAUACUUGACUAUAUUGACGAUUGGAGGAGAAGUCAUAAUGUAUAAGCUUUAUUUUGAUGGUGAGAAUUACAUAUUCAAGAAGGAAAAGGAUUUACGGAUUACCGGUGCUCCUGAAAAUGCAUAUCCUUUAGGAACCACCAUUGAAAGAAGAUUAGUUUAUUUCCCCAAUUUGAACGGAUACACCAGUAUUUUCGUCACAGGUAUAAUCCCCUACCUCAUCAUGAAACCCAUGCAUUCCAUCCCACGAAUCUUCCAAUUUUCGAAAAUACCAGCAUUAUCAAUAUCGGCAUUUUCCGAUUCCAAAAUCAAGAACGGGUUGAUCUUUUUGGAUAAUAGUAAGAAUGCCCGUAUUUGUGAAUUAUCCCUUGAUUUCACGUAUGAAUUCAAUUGGCCUAUGCGACAAAUCCAUAUUGGCGAUCUGAUUAAAUCGAUCACAUACCAUGAAACUUCAAACACGUAUGUUGUGUCUACAUUCAGGGAGAUUCCUUACGAUGGGUUAGAUGAAGAUGGGAAACUUAUCGUGGGUACACUUCCCGAUAAGACUCCGCGUCCGGUGGCUUAUAAAGGAUCCAUUAAGAUGAUUUCGCCAUUAAACUGGACUGUGAUUGACACCAUUGAAUUAGACGACACGGAAGUUGCCAUGAAUGUUCAAAGUAUGAUGUUAGAUGUGGGAUCACUGAUGAAGAAGUUUAAGAAUAAAAAGGAGUUUAUUGUGAUAGGCAGUGGGAAAUACCGUAAUGAAGAUCUUGUUGCUAAUGGAUCGUUCAAGAUUUUUGAAAUUGUCGAUAUUGUGCCUGAACCAGGCAAGCCAGAAACCAAUCAUAAGUUCAAGGAGGUCUUCCAAGAAGACACUCGGGGUGCCGUCACUAGUAUUUGUGGAUUAAGUGGCCGACUCUUGAUUGCACAAGGACAAAAGGUUAUUGUGAGAGAUGUCCAAGAUGAUGGGGUUGUGCCGGUGGCGUUCUUGGAUACUGCCGUGUACGUCAGUGAACUGAAAAGUCUUGGGAAUUUAUUAAUGUUGGGAGAUCCCCUCAAAAGUUGUUGGUUAGUUGGAUUUGAUGCCGAGCCAUUUAGAAUGAUUAUGUUGGGGAAAGACUUGCACCAUUUGAACGUAAGCUGUGGAGAUUUCAUUACUAAAGACGAAGAUAUUUACAUGUUAAUUGCUGAUAAUAAUAACAUUCUUCAUUUGAUUCAGUAUGAUCCUGAUGACCCACAAUCUUUGAAUGGACAACGAUUGAUUAGCAAAUCCGCAUUUGAGAUUGAAUCCACCGUGAGCUGUAUGCGGAAAUUGCCCAAGAUUGAAUCAAGUUUUGAGAAAAGUGAGAUCAAAUUCCUGCCUAUUGAUGAAUUCCAAAUUAUUGGAUCAACCAGUGAUGGAUCAUUUUUCAAUGUUUUCCCUGUGGAUGAAUCAAGUUACAGAAGAAUGUAUAUAUUGCAACAGCAAUUAACCGACAAGGAGUAUCAUUAUUGUGGGUUGAAUCCAAGAUUGAAUAGGUUUGGUGGUGCCAUUGAGUUGCGUGAUAAUGAAACUAACACCAAGCCAAUAUUAGAUUUUGGGUUGAUUAAAAGGUAUGCUCAAUUGAACGAAGAUCGGAAGCGGAAUUUAGCCAGUAAAGUCAGUGCCAAGGAUAUUUAUGUUAACAUUUGGCAAGAUAUCAUUGAAUUUGAGCAUUCUUUACAAGGAUUGUGA